Biomphalaria glabrata is the source of this 1734-nucleotide messenger RNA. RefSeq names its product pyridine nucleotide-disulfide oxidoreductase domain-containing protein 1-like. The record is from RefSeq and is a predicted model, not a curated record. Lineage: Eukaryota; Metazoa; Mollusca; Gastropoda; Planorbidae. Bases 154 to 1620 code for a protein of 488 amino acids. Gene Ontology annotation, molecular function: oxidoreductase activity; flavin adenine dinucleotide binding. The transcript is spliced from 13 exons.
GGGAAAAGCAAAGUCUUUACAUGUUUUCAAAGUCUGAAGAAUCAAAACAAAUUUGCGACUGUAAUGAUUUUCUUAGAUCUACAACUUAAAGUAGUUAAAGUAACGAGACAUUAACAUUAAUAACAAAAAUAAACUUAUAACAGACUGUUGGUGAUGCCUGAUCUUAAAUAUGUUGUUGUUGGUGGUGGUAUAGCGGGAGUAACCUGUGCAGAAACGCUUUCUCUAUUUGCAGAGAACGCCACUAUUACAUUACUGUCAGCGUCACCACUCAUCAAAACUGUGACUAAUCUGAUACAGAUAACUCCCAACAUUGAAAGUUUUGAUGUAGAAGAACAGCCGUACAAACAUGUGAAGGAAGGUCACUGUAAAGUUCAAGUCAUCCACACAACGGUCAACUCUCUCUGUGCUCAAGAAAAGAGACUACAUCUGUCAGACGGUAAAACUUUGGACUAUGAUCAAUUAUGUAUCUGUACUGGGGGCAAGCCAAAGCUCAUUGCAGUCGAUAAUCCGUAUGUACUUGGGAUACGUGACACAGAAAGUGUGAAGGAAUUUCAAAAGAAAUUAAAAACAGCCCAAAGGAUUGUGAUAGUUGGCAAUGGUGGAAUCGCAACUGAACUUGUGUACGAGCUUGAAGGCUGUGAAGUUAUUUGGGCCAUCAAAGACAAGUCUAUCUCCCACACGUUUGUUGACGCAGGCGCUGCCGAGUUCUUCAUGGCUCACCUGAACAAGGCCAAGGACAAUUCUCCCGAGGGGCUUUCUAAACGCUUGAAAUAUACAACCAAUGAAGAAUGUGAGGUCAUGAUGUCUGACAAGAAACCGGUUAUGGGUAGUGCCCUAGGUCCAGACUGGGCAGCUCAGUUGGACAUCCGAGGUGCUCAGCAGAUGUCUCACAGAGUCCAUGUCGAACAUGAAGUGGAAGUGGAGAGAGUCCUGUCCCCUGAUGACCUCACUCUGUUGGGGUUAAAAGCUUGCAGUGUGGAUCAAGGUCAAGAUUUCACCAACUGGCCAGUGUAUGUACAACUGACCAAUUCCAAAAUCUAUGGCUGUGACAUCAUAGUCAGUGCUACAGGUGUGGAGCCAUUCACAGAAGUCUUUCUGCCGGGUAACAAUAUUGACCUUGCUCCAGAUGGUGGGAUGAAGGUUAAUUCCAAAAUGGAGACGAGUGAGCCACAUGUUUAUGCCGCAGGAGAUGUGUGCACUGCAUGCUGGGACCCCUCACCAUAUUGGCAGCAAAUGAGGCUGUGGUCACAGGCCAGGCAGAUGGGUUGCUAUGCAGCUAAAUGCAUGGUUGCAGCUACCAAGGGAGAGAACAUCACUUUAGACUUUUGUUUUGAGUUGUUUGCCCAUGUCACAACAUUCUUUAAUUUUAAAGUUAUUCUCCUUGGAAAAUUUAAUGCCCAGAAUCUGUCCAACGACUAUGAAGUUUUGUUGAGGGUCACAAAAGGUCAAGAAUAUGUCAAGGCCAUUUUACACAACAACCGACUUGUGGGAGCUAUUCUCAUAGGGGAAACUGACCUUGAAGAGACUUUUGAAAAUCUAAUUCUGAAUGGCCUUGACCUGACUGCAUUCAAAGACAACUUGCUGGAACCUGGUAUAGAUGUAGAUGACUUUUUUGAUUGAUGGACUAUUUUGACUUGACACCACGGUGAUAUAAUCUUUGCGUAUAAAAAAUAAAGCUUACUGCCAGAAAAGCAAUGAAGUGUAACAUACAGAUAAAUAAAAGUUGAGAAUAUA